AAAUUAAAACCAAAAGUCUCUCUGCAGAAGACGAUGAAGUUCAUCUGCCCAAACAUCAUCUUCAUAGCUUUUCUAUUAUCAACCGCAACAAUCACAUCUUCACAAUCAGAAUCUUCAGAAACCAACAUCAUUUCACGGUUCCAACAAUUCCUCAAAAUCAAAACCGACCAUCCAACCCCAAACUACAAACAAUCCUCCGAUUUCCUAACUUCACAAGCCAAAUGCCUCUCACUCCAAUCCCAAACUAUCGAACACGUUCCAGGAAAACCCUUAGUCCUUCUCAAAUGGACCGGAACAAGCCCAGAGCUUCCUGCCAUCAUGCUCUACUCUCACACCGAUGUUGUCCCCGCCGAACACGAUAAGUGGGAUCAUCCUCCCUUUGAAGCCCAUCUGGAUUCUGAGGGAAGAAUCUACGCGAGAGGCUCUCAGGAUAUGAAGUGUGUUAGCAUGCAGUAUCUUGAAGCUCUUCGCAAGCUUAAAGAAUGGGGUUUUCAACCCAAACGGAGUAUUUAUUUGGCUUUUGCUCCUGAUGAGGAAAUUGGUGGACAUGAUGGUGCUGAGAAGUUUUCUCUUUCUAGGGUUUUUCAGGAUUUGAAUGUUGGUAUAGUGCUUGAUGAAGGGUUGGCUUCUCCGGAUGACUAUUACAGGGCAUUCUAUGCAGAGAGGAGUCCGUGGUGGCUGAAAAUCAAGGCCGUUGGGAUUCCGGGACAUGGGGCCAAGCUUUAUGAUAACUCUGCUAUGGAGAAUCUUUUGAAGAGUAUUGAAAUCAUCCGAAGGUAUCGUGCCUCGCAGUUCGACUUGAUCAAGGCUGGCUUGAAGGCCGAUGGGGAAGUUAUUUCUAUUAACAUGGCCUUUUUGAAGGCUGGAACUCCAUCACCAACCAUUGUACCAAAUAUUUUCUCAACAAAGAAGAACCAUAUCGGAACUACAUGCACAGUGUUUUUAACCGACUUCAAUUGCAAAGGUCAAGAGCAGACAAGGUAGAAAAAGAUAAACUAAAAGAAGAGCAAAAAGGUUGUCAGUUU
Molecule: messenger RNA, 1025 nt
Organism: Lathyrus oleraceus (garden pea)
Lineage: Eukaryota; Viridiplantae; Streptophyta; Magnoliopsida; Fabales; Fabaceae
Exons: 3
Coding region: 34-984 (316 amino acids)
Biological process (GO): amino acid metabolic process
Cellular component (GO): cytoplasm
Molecular function (GO): aminoacylase activity
Source: RefSeq, a predicted model, not a curated record